AAGAGGAGGAGGAGGAUCAGGAGGAGGAAGAGGAUCAGGAGGAGGAGGAGGAAGAAGAGGAGGAGGAGGAUAGACACUGGUCCCUCAUCCUUCGAAGGGGAACUGGCACGUUCAGGGACGCGCCUGCCCUCUCCUCUCCAGUGUCUGGCCCGCGCGUCACUGUUGCGUCGCCGUGUUCGUCGACUUCACUCCGACGACACGUGAAGAUGUCAGCGGGCUAACUAACUAGCUGAGGAGGGGCAACUAAAUCGGAUUAGCUGCUCGCGGCGGCAGCAGCAGCGGCAGCAGCCUCUCCCUCUGCGUGACGUGCAGGUAGUCUCCGCUGUGCUGCGCGGCACCACGGUCCUCCCCUCGAUUGUUCCAUGAAUUAUCAUCAUAGUCAUUUUCAUUCGAAUCCCAUUUCUUCCGCGUGUGUGUCAAGACAACCACUCGUUAGCAUUGAUGUCGCCGCGAGCUAGCUCGUCUGUCGGCCAGUCGAAGAGACGCAGCGGGAGCGAGAGGUCCCACUCCGGCCAGUGGAAAGAAGAGCAAACCUAAAAAAAAAACCAACCCCAACAACAACAACUAGUAAGUGGCUCCGAGUCACCGCCCACCGCGGAGCCGCCGGGCCACGCCGAGGUGCUUUGAGCGCGUCCUCCGAGGGACUCGAACCCAGCCCCCCCCGGGUCGGAGCGAAGAUGUCCGGGAAGGACAAAGACAAGGCGGAGAAGCAGUCGACGACGGAGCGGCUGGUGAAAGCUGUGCCGUACCCUCCACAACACAAGCUGACCGUGAAAGAGCUGUUUGAAGACGGCAAGCCCAACGCAGAGCUCCUCCGCAACCACCUGGUCAAGGAGGGCAGGGUGGAAGAGGACGUGGCGCUGAGGAUCGUCAACGACGGGGCCAGCAUCCUCCGCCAAGAGAAGUGCAUGUUGGAAGUGGACGCGCCGAUAACAGUAUGCGGUGAUGUCCACGGACAAUUCUUUGACCUCAUGAAGUUGUUUGAAGUCGGGGGAUCACCCAGUAACACACGUUAUCUCUUCCUCGGUGACUACGUAGAUCGAGGAUACUUCAGUAUUGAGUGUGUUCUUUACCUCUGGUCGCUCAAGAUCAACCACCCCACCACACUCUUCCUCCUGCGUGGGAACCACGAGUGCCGGCACCUCACAGAGUACUUCACCUUCAAACAGGAAUGUAAAAUCAAAUACUCUGAACGAGUGUAUGACGCCUGCAUGGAGGCCUUUGACUGCCUGCCCCUCGCCGCCCUGCUCAAUCAACAGUUCCUGUGUGUUCACGGCGGACUCUCACCGGAAAUCAACUGCCUCGACGACAUAAGGAAAUUAGACCGGUUUAAAGAGCCUCCGGCGUUCGGGCCUAUGUGCGACCUGAUCUGGGCCGACCCGGGUGAGGACUACGGCAGCGAGAAGACAACGGAACACUUCAACCAUAACUCCGUCAGAGGCUGCUCUUACUUUUUCAGUUACUCUGCAGUCUGCGACUUUUUGGUAAAUAAUAACUUGCUGUCGGUAAUAAGAGCCCACGAAGCACAGGACGCUGGGUAUCGGAUGUACAGAAAAAGCCAGACCACAGGCUUCCCUUCAUUAAUCACAAUCUUCUCAGCUCCGAAUUACCUAGAUGUCUACAACAACAAAGCGGCUGUAUUGAAGUACGAGAACAAUGUGAUGAACAUCCGACAGUUCAACUGCUCCCCCCACCCGUACUGGUUGCCCAACUUCAUGGAUGUCUUCACGUGGUCUCUGCCUUUUGUCGGAGAGAAGGUGACGGAGAUGCUGGUGAAUGUGUUGAACAUCUGUUCGGACGAUGAGCUCAUGUCAGAGGGAGACGACCUUUAUGAAGGCGGCACCUCGGCGAUGCGUAAGGAAGUCAUCCGAAACAAGAUUCGCGCCGUGGGGAAAAUGGCCCGGGUGUUCUCAGUCCUCAGGGAGGAGAGCGAGAGUGUGUUAACACUCAAGGGCCUGACCCCGACUGGAACUCUUCCCCUGGGAGUGUUGUCAGGGGGGAAGCAGACCAUCGAGACCGGAACUUCCAUUUUAGGACCGGAGAAUUUUGGCUCACUGGCCGACUGUUGUGCUCCAUAUCCGCGGAGGCAGACUGCAAAAGUCAUAACCGCGGUACCAGCUCGAGACGAGACGGGUAUCCUGUGGCGACAGACCCCUGGAACACAAGGCUGCAAGGGCGAAGAUCUGGGUAUUGUUUCGACUCCGGGCUCAGCGAGGAUCUGCAUUGUUCGACUCGAGCACACAGAGUCCGCGCCACAUGCCGGGCAUACCAUGACGAGCUCCGUUCUGCAGACCUCCAGACGGGAACAAAAUAUGCUUCCUGCACCACUUGCGGCCACGGCUGCUCCCGGCUGGCUUUCCCCAUAUAAGGCCCCGAGCCUGUGAUCACACUUGUUGAUGUGGGGACAUUCUUCGGGCAGCCUUCUUUCAGGAAAACACGAGAGUUACACCAGCGUGAGAUUGACACAUGUUGUUUACGGGGGGAGUUCUGUCUCGGGGGGGGGGAACGCCUCGCGGCCUUAUCAGCUCUGAUCAGCAGGCUGCGUGGGCCGCGGGUCAACUCCACUUGUAAACAUAACUCCCAUCUGAAGGAGAAAAUGUAAGCCAAAAAAAUAUUUUUAGCCCCGCUAACUGGAAAAGGAUCAAGAUAUGAUCUAUUUACAGCAAACUCGGUGACACAGCUGUGCUGAAUUUAGCUUGUAAAAUAACACUCCAUCAACUGUCAAUAAUAAAUUACAGUGUUAAUUGUUUAAUACGAAAAGACUAUCUAUAUUAUGAUGUAUUAUAUUAUAGAUAGUAAAAUCCUUAUCAUGAGGUCAGUAGUUGGACUCGGUGCCGUAGGAUGGAUGUCCCAACGGGAAAAAUACACUCACUCUCACAGUAAACACAGAGAGCAGACCAACGACUGUAUUUAUCUUAUUUCCUGCUUUAUAAACUGGCCCAUCUCCUCAGCAACCUGCCACGACAACAAGUGAACGGACGCAGAUGACUCAGUUGAGCCCAGACGUCAGGGCUCGAUCGGUACGUCUGUGUCCGGCACAUAAUCCAAACACAUCACACAUUAGACAUCAGAGGUCACCAUGGGUCGAUUUAUAAAUGUUGCACGUCUUCUUCCCCUUGAUUGAACAGUAGAUCAGUGGUGGAAUAUAUGUACGACUGUACACAGGGCCGGCCCAAGGUAUAAGCGAACUAAGCGGCUGCUUAGGGCCCCCUGGCCACCAAUCAAAUUCUGCUUAUGGCCCCAUAUAGGCUAGUGUCGGCUCUGACUGUGCUGAAGUAUACCCUUGUGAGCUGCUUGUGGUUUACUUGACCACUGCCAGCAGUAAAAUAAAGUUCUAUCAAGCGAACAGCGAGUAAACAGCCGAUCGAAUAGUGAACAGAACAAAAAGUCUACAUGAAAACAAUAAAGUAGCCUAUAUUGAGACUAACCAAACCAAUCAAUGGAAUAUCAUUUCAAGAUUCUUUACUGUCACUGUCCUGCUGCUGUAUAGGCAACUUGUGAGGACGCUCCCUGACAUUUAGAAAAAU
Scophthalmus maximus (turbot) is the source of this 3527-nucleotide messenger RNA. It is a transcript of the gene ppp3cca, whose product is annotated as protein phosphatase 3, catalytic subunit, gamma isozyme, a. The record is from RefSeq and is a predicted model, not a curated record. The coding region runs from base 678 to 2384 and encodes 568 amino acids. Gene Ontology annotation, biological process: calcineurin-mediated signaling. NCBI's taxonomy places the organism in Eukaryota, Metazoa, Chordata, Actinopteri, Pleuronectiformes, Scophthalmidae. Gene Ontology annotation, cellular component: calcineurin complex; cytoplasm. The transcript is spliced from 14 exons. Gene Ontology annotation, molecular function: calmodulin-dependent protein phosphatase activity; calmodulin binding.